Molecule: messenger RNA, 2659 nt
Organism: Ziziphus jujuba (common jujube)
Lineage: Eukaryota; Viridiplantae; Streptophyta; Magnoliopsida; Rosales; Rhamnaceae
Product: E3 ubiquitin-protein ligase COP1
Exons: 13
Coding region: 264-2285 (673 amino acids)
Biological process (GO): proteasome-mediated ubiquitin-dependent protein catabolic process
Molecular function (GO): ubiquitin protein ligase activity; protein binding
Source: RefSeq, a predicted model, not a curated record
GAGCCCAGGAAGCAGUAGGAGGAAAGCAAAAGAUCACGUGGACUAAUUUCACCCUCACAAACAGAAAAGUGGGUCCCAACACAUUCUCUUUCCUCCUUUUCUCUCAAUCAUCUCUGUUCUCCGAAAACCACCCACACACAGAACCAGAGGGUAAAAACAGACGCCCGAGCAGACCAACCAACCAGCUCAGCUUUAGAGAGAGGAAAAAAUUUCACGAAAGCCUACAGACAGAGAGAGACAGAGAGAGAGAGAGAGAGAGAGAGAUGGACGAGAGUUCAACUGGGGCUUUAGUCCCGGCGGUGAAACCCGACCCGAAACAGCCGUCGGGUGGGGAACCGGAGGAUCCGAGAGCAGAGGCGGCGGCGGCCGAGGCGGGGUUGGCGGAGCUGGACAAGGAUUUUCUUUGUCCGAUUUGUAUGCAGAUGAUAAAGGACGCUUUCUUAACGGCUUGCGGUCACAGUUUCUGCUACAUGUGCAUUAUCACCCACCUCCGCAACAAGAACGAUUGCCCUUGCUGUGCUCAUUACCUCACCACCAACCAAUUGUUCCCCAAUUUCUUGCUUGACAAGCUACUGAAGAAAACUAGUGCCCGGCAAAUAUCAAAGACUGCAAGCCCUGUGGAGCAUUUUCGUCAGGCAAUUCAACAUGGUUGUGAUGUGUCAAUUAAGGAGCUAGACAUCCUUUUGGCACUUCUUGCAGAAAAGAAGAGGAAAAUGGAACAGGAAGAAGCUGAGAGAAAUAUGCAAAUACUUUUGGACUUCUUGCAUUGCUUGAGGAAGCAAAAAGUCGAUGAGCUCAGAGAGGUGCAAACCGACCUCCAGUUUAUCAAAGAGGACAUAAGUGCUGUAGAGAGACAUAGAAUAGAUUUGUAUCGUGCAAGGGAUAGGUACUCUUUGAAGCUGCGGAUGCUUGGAGAUGAUUCAAGUGCAAGAAAACCAUGGGCUUCAUCAGUGGAUAAGACCAACAGCGGUCCCAUGUCCAGUUCGUAUAAUCUAUAUGGUGGAAUGUCUACUGCAAAUAUGCAAAUUAAGAAAGUGGAUGGAAGGGGUCAAGUAAGCUCUGGUGGACUCCAGAGAAAGGAUGGUGUAAGUGGAUCAGAUCCACAGUUUGUCAACCAGUCGGGUCUUGCUAUUGUGAGAAAAAAGCGGGUCCAUGCACAGUUUAAUGACUUACAAGAAUGCUACCUGCAAAAGCGACGUCAGUUGGCGAAUCAACCAUAUAACGCUCUAGAAAGGGAUAAAAAUAUCAUACAAAGAGAGGGUUAUACUGCAGGUUUGGCAAAUUUCCAGUCAGUUUUAACCACAUUCACACGGUAUAGCCGAUUGAGGGUCAUUGCUGAACUUAGACAUGGAGAUCUCUUUCAUUCGGCCAAUAUAGUGUCAAGCAUAGAAUUUGAUCGCGAUGAUGAGUUAUUUGCUACUGCUGGGGUGUCACGGCGCAUAAAAGUUUUUGACUUCUCCACGGUUGUUAAUGAUCCUGCUGAUGUGCAUUGCCCUGUUGUUGAGAUGCCAACGCGUUCAAAACUUAGUUGCUUGAGCUGGAACAAGUUCGUUAAGAACCAUAUAGCUAGUAGUGAUUAUGAAGGCAUUGUGACAGUUUGGGAUGUAAAUACUCGACAGAGUCUGAUGGAAUACGAAGAGCAUGAAAAACGUGCAUGGAGUGUUGAUUUUUCACGUACAGAACCGUCAAUGCUUGUAUCUGGUAGUGAUGAUUGUAAGGUCAAAGUUUGGUGCACAAAGCAGGAAGCUAGUGUUCUUAACAUUGACAUGAAAGCAAACAUAUGUUGUGUCAAAUAUAAUCCUGGAUCCAGCAAUUACAUUGCGGUUGGUUCAGCAGACCAUCACAUCCACUAUUAUGACUUAAGAAAUAUCAGCCAUCCGCUUCAUGUGUUCAGUGGGCACAGGAAAGCUGUUUCAUAUGUGAAAUUCUUGUCAAACCACGAGCUUGCCUCUGCAUCAACAGACAGUACUUUACGGUUAUGGGAUGUCAAAGAAAAUCUGCCUGUUCGCACCUUUAAAGGUCACACAAAUGAAAAGAAUUUUGUGGGUCUGACAGUAAAUAGCGAAUACAUUGCAUGUGGCAGUGAAACAAACGAAGUGUUUGUCUACCAUAAGGAAAUCUCCAAACCUGUAACUCGGCAUAGAUUCGGUUCUCCUGAUUUGGAUGAUACGGAUGAUGAUGCAGGUUCUUAUUUCAUUAGUGCUGUAUGCUGGAAGAGUGAUAGUCCUACCAUGCUAACUGCUAACAGUCAGGGAACCAUUAAAGUGCUGAUUCUUGCUGCCUGAACAACUUGGUAGAAAGAAAAAAGGGGUCUUCCAUAGACAAAGAAAUUGAGUUGGGAAUUAUUCAAUUCAACAAAAAAAAUAAAUAAAUAAAAGAAAAGAAAAAGAGAAAAAUAAAAAAUAGAAAGGUGAAUUUGGGAUAAGCUGUUAUUCUGUAAUUGAACGUAAUAAUUGUUAUCUUGUACAUAUCAUUGAAAUGUAAUUGUAAAGGUAGUAUAGGUUUUAGAGGGCAUGGUUUGUAAAUGUUGUUAUUCAUUAGGCGGCUGUAAGUACUACUCUCCGGGAAGAUGGGAACACUAUACCAUUGAUCAUUUGAGAUACCAUUGAUCAUUUGAGAGAAUUAAUUGAAACUUUUCACAGCCAUGCAUUCAGAUGAA